This is a messenger RNA of Eimeria acervulina, 1215 nucleotides long. RefSeq lists its product as hypothetical. NCBI's taxonomy places the organism in Eukaryota, Apicomplexa, Conoidasida, Eucoccidiorida, Eimeriidae. The record is from RefSeq and is a predicted model, not a curated record. Bases 1 to 1215 code for a protein of 404 amino acids. The transcript has a single exon.
AUGGAGGGUCAGCGGGGAGACUCAGGUUCCUCGUUGUUGGAGGAUUUGGACCUGAAACUGGGGGGCGUUGACGCAACACAGCCCGGGCCAGGCAAUGCAGACGACGUUGACGAACUUACUAAGAAGGGCGGCGUUUUUCUUUCCCUUAACUCCAGUGGAAAACAGGUUGGAGCGGUUAAGCCACUGCUUGCCGCUUUUUUAUUGCUACUGAUGUCGGGGGCCCUUCUCCUAGUGUCCAGCAGGUGGAGAUCCCACAGACUUGGCCUACGCAGUGAAAGGAUACGGCUAUCUUUGGAUGAUAAUUGCAUGCAUAAGUACUUGGAUGAUCUCAGUUUAGCAGCGAAGGGGAUGAAUGACACAUGGGAAAGCUCAGCAUUGCCCGUGCGGGAAGCUUUUAUAAAACACUUCACACCUUCGCUUGAAGACGACCAAGAGCCCCCUGAAGAUCCGUUGGCAAUUAUCAGGGACCACAUCGCCAAGAUGCAAGAGUGCAAAAUUCCAUCUGACUCUUGUCCGAAGGCUCGCAUUGACUUUGCGCACCACUUGCAGCUGCUACGUAGCAUUUGCCGCGCAGUCACGCUUCGCCUGCAGGAAUUGGAAUGGCUCGCCAAAUUGAACAGGGAAUUCGAUGUGCCUGUCCCUGUUCCUGGUUACGAAAAGCCUUAUAGUCACUCUGACGGAAAAGACAAUAACAGCAUGGGCUUUGGGAUGCGGGCAGUUGACUUCUUGGCCUCCCUAGAGAUGGUUGGCGGUGAACGCACGCAGCCAGUGGAUGGAACAUUAGCAAGAGGACUUAUAUUUCUGUUGUCUGUAGAGAAUAAGCAUGACGUCUACAACUUGGUGGUUCGAUAUUACUUUCAGUAUUUCCUUCGAGCCUUUGGAGACGUCGAUGCACUCCACCCCACCCGUCCAAUUGCCAAGUACCAGAUUCCUUAUAAUGGAGAGUCAUUUCAAACUGGAGCUUUGAUAAAAGCAGCUGCACAUUUAUUCAGUGAAUCCGAUAACACAUCGAGUUACGAAAGCGUGCGAAAGAUUCACCGAAUUGCGGAGAACUGGACGUCCACAGGAGUAGUGAGAGCCACGGAGAACCAACGGAAAGGAAAUGCAGACAAUUUCGAAAAACGGUUGAACAUGAAAAGGGAACAAAUGCGGGCGUUGCUAAAGGAUGGCAUACCAUCAGAUGACCUGGUAAUUAUUGCGUUAUUCCUUCUAUAG